AUGAGUGUUUCUAUGAAAUGUAUAGGUGAUCCAAGACAACUAUUACACCCAACUGAUAGUGAAGGUAAUAUUUGUGGUGCAGGAGAAUAUACCAAUCGACCAUAUGCUUAUUUCUUUGAUUGGACAAAAUGUAUAAAAUCACUUAAUGUGCCAGCUAAUAUUUUACAAGGUCGUCCAUUUGUUUGUCCUACCAAACAAGUUUGUGUUCAAAAAUGUCCAAAUAAAACAUCUUAUUAUAAAUUUGGAGAUUAUAAUAUGAAUAGAAUUUGUACAUAUGAUGUAACUGAAAGUGACAAUAAUAAUGAAGAAUUAGUUAGAGAUGGAAAAUGUGCAUCAUAUAUAAUAGCUAGUAAACCAUUGUUUGGUCGAUGUGUUCCACAACAAAUAGAAAGUUUAGCUAAUUCUAUAAUUCAGGCACCAGAUGGUAAUGAAGCCAAUGCUACUGUAUAUGAUUCAAAUGGACAACCAUUAAAUGGAUCGAAACUCGAACAGGGUGUUAAAUAUCUUGUUGAAUUACUUAAUUUAAAACAAAUAGCCGUCAUGCUUGUUGAAGACUUAGCAACAUCAUGGAAAUAUAUAUUGUUGGCUUUCGGUUUAUCUGUAGUCGUAUCGUUUUUAUGGAUUGUAUUAAUGCGUUGGUUAGCAAAACCACUUGUUUGGUUUGGUAUAAUAGGUUUUAUUGUUCUAUUAGGUGUUAUAACUGGUUUAGCAUUUUUUGAAUUUAUUCAACUUCGUGCAAACAAUGAUAAUCAAAUAAUAAAAGAGUUUAAAUUUGUUGCUGAUGCUAAUUAUUAUCGAAGUUUACCAAUAACAUGGUUAAUUAUUGGAAUUUUAUCCGGUAUUCUUUUACUCAUAGCAGUUCUUGUUGUUCUUGUUUUAUUUAAACGUCUUCGAAUAGCAUUAGCUAUUCUUCAAGAAGCAUCAAAAGCUGUUGCAUAUAACUUUUUUAGUCUUUUCUGGCCAUUUAUACCAUUAAUAUUACAUAUUGGAAUAUUUGCUUAUUGGGUAGCUAUCACUAUGUAUUUAGCAACGGCAGGAAAACCAAUUUAUCGAAUAGCAGGUAAUCAAUCAGAUGUAGAUCCAGCAGAUCUAACAAUUGGUCAAAUAUGUAAUCCACAAAAAUGGAAUAAAAGUUUAUUCAAAGACCAUGUCAUCAGAUCGAGUAAAAUAAAUCUAACUUAUUCAAAUUUGGUUUAG
Molecule: messenger RNA, 1197 nt
Organism: Rotaria sp. Silwood1
Lineage: Eukaryota; Metazoa; Rotifera; Eurotatoria; Philodinida; Philodinidae
Source: the annotation of a GenBank genome assembly